AUGUCCUCCACGAACCAUCCAUCUCCUCGGAUGUUCUCGAGACCAACCUAUCAUGAGCAUACAAUGUCCGCCUAUCCCGUACCAUCCUACUGUGUGCCCCGAGAAGGUUCCGUGGCACAGGAUAAUGCACAUGUAUCAGCCUGUCUUUCGGAAGACUAUCGGCCUCGGAGAAGGAAGCAGAUGACGAGUUCUCUGUCUUUCAUGCCACCAACAUUUCCUCGGCCUGAGCAACUACCUGACCACACGACUUCACAAUCAAGACGGCCGGCAGACCGGGGUCCCAUCUGCAUUUCGCCUUUUCGUUCUGUGCGGAAGAUGAAGGAACCUUUCCAACUGCGCCUACCCAGCUCCCCUUCGUUGGAGAACAUCACAGCCGCCGCAAGGGAGUCGAAAGCGGCAAGGCCAAUGUCUGGGAAUCAGACACUGCGAACAUGGCGAUCGGACAUGAACUUGGCUUCGAGUCUGGAGACAUUCGGACUUCUGCCGAGCCCCCCUCUGUCUGACUCCAGAGAAUCGCGCCCAUCCACAUCGUCGACGUACUUCUCACCCAAACCGGAUUCUGAGAUGGAGGCGGGUGAGAGACGAAUGAAACAUUGCUGUUGUAUUCCUGAUUUCAACUCAUGCGACGCUUGCGACGGUGCGCGCGGUAAGGUUUCCAAAGCAGAGGAAAGGGCGACACGGGAACCAACCAAUGUCCAUGCGGCGUACUCCAACCUGGUCAAACGAUGUGAGUCUGACGAGGGACGAUUCACACCAGCCUCCACCGAUUCGGAACGAACAUUAUCCCCCUCUGAAUUCUCCGAUAUUGAGCUACCAGAGCUGGGGACAGCUUCUAGCUGUGUUGUGACGGCCCAGAGAAGCCGGACAGGAACUAUCUCAAGCGAGGGAAGUAGCUGGAUGCCAAGUAAUCUCUCAUACUUUGAGAGAUGGCUUCAAGGUGUUCCGGGGACGCUAGAUAUGAAGGACGAGAGAUCAAAAGAACUGAAUCGGAGAAAGUGUCAGAUAGUCCAAAACAGCCCUCCACGUCUGGAAGGCAAACGUGAGUUGGAGGCUACAGAUGAAGCUGUGAUUCUCGAUCUCACCAGCUGCAGCAUAACUAAGCCCAAACUGGUUGAUAUAUCCCGACAGUCAUCUCCCGCCAUGAGCCACACGCUCCCAAAUACUACACAGCAUCCAGUCCCUUCCACUCCCGACAUGCACCAACAAGAAAUAUCUGCCUUCAGUCCUGACACUCCACUGGAGAUGUCAGAUAGUGGUUAUGCUACCCAUAAUUCCUGUUACUCGCCAGACGAGUUUCAGGAUGACAAGGAGUCGCAUUAUACGGAUUCCAUUUCAACCCAUUCAGAAACAGCUAGCGAAACGAUAGUGUGUGACAAGCUGGUUCUCAAAGAAGGACCGCCCUUCUCGCCACCCAAACCAAAGCCUGGGACUAGAGCCGACUCUCCGCCGAAGAGCCAAACCCCCCCAGCGCGGUCGUCCAAUAUGUCAGAGAAGGAAGAACGAAGGUGGUGGGACCAUGAAUGGACUAUCGAACAGCUGGAGCAAUCCGUCAAAGAUUUUCCACGGAACAUGUUGAAACUCACGUCCCCUGUCAUAAUGUUCCUUCGUCAAAACAACGAGAAGGCGUUGAUUCGACCGUUUCGUAAAAUAUUCCCAGACGUCGCGGAAAAUCUGCUUGACUGUCUCUGUGCGGUCUUGAUAGCACGAAACUAUGUGGCCUCGUUGGCUUCUACCCAUCGAGGGACCAGCAGCUUAUCCUAUCGGUCGACAUUGUCCCGCUUGGAUCCAGUCCCUGAGAAGCCAAGCUCAACGCCAGCAACGCAAUUCACUCCAACAUCACCGUCCCGUAUCAGAGACCGUGUGCUGGGACCGCGAAGUACAGAGCUUCGUACAGAUUUGGACCGAAUUGUUGACAACCUGCUGUUCGCAGUGAGCGGCCGGUCUGAUGAAACGUUGAAAUCCGCUGUACUCGUUUUAGCCCAGGUGCUUGAAUCCAAAGCCUAG
Aspergillus lentulus is the source of this 2004-nucleotide messenger RNA. RefSeq lists its product as uncharacterized. The record is from RefSeq and is a predicted model, not a curated record. NCBI's taxonomy places the organism in Eukaryota, Fungi, Ascomycota, Eurotiomycetes, Eurotiales, Aspergillaceae.